AUGGCGUGCUUGGCUAAGCCUUUGGAUACGGACGCGGUCGCCCCGGCGCGUCUCGCUCUAGAGCACUCGCAGCUCGAGCGCCUCACCAAAAUGUACGGUUGCCUCCUCGCAAACACGAGGGAGACCGUCUCGGACGAGGAACUCGAUUCCUUAGGGAUAUGUCGGGGCGCAUCGUUUGACGUCGACAAUUUGGGCGCCAGAGAGACGCGCGACGCGUCCGCCCUCUUCUUCAGCCCGUGCGACUGGACCCAGGGCAGCCUCGAAUGGGAAUCAUACCCCAGUUCCUGGGGCGCGGGAUGGAUAGACUGUGCGGACGGGCUGCCCUCGCUGUGGUCACCCCUGAUGUGCGGAGAAUACCGAUUCAAGUGGUCCAAAGCUCGCCUCCUGGCGCUUGAGACCAUCUCGAAGAACGUCUGGCGGCCGCCCGUUCGCGACGAGCCGGAGCGCCCCAAGAUCUGCCUGGACGAUGAGAUCAAGGAGCGCAUCGGCCUCGAACUUCCAUGGUACCAAUUCCGCGGGAACGGGAGAUACCGCAAGCACGAGUACAGCGGCGCGUGGGCGUACUUUGUCGAGGCCGCGGCUGACAAGCCGCAUUCCGUCUGCGUCAUGGUCGACUCGAGCCACCCCGAGGAAGGGGUCGCGAUCCGGUCCGAGGUGCUGGCGGCCGUGAGAAUGACCGAGUUUCAGGUUCACGGGGCCUGCUACACCCACCACUUCGUCAAGCCCGUCCUCGUCUGCACCUACUUUGGGAACGAGACGGCGCGCCUCACCCAGGCGCACUUUGACAUGAAGCGCAACAUGCUUGUGCUCCGCCAGUCCCGAGUGCUCGACCUGUCCGGGGAGGAGCCCCCCCCAGAUGCGUGGCUCAUGCUCCGCUGGAUGGCCUCUGGACCGGUUGGCCAGACGUUGUAUCAGCCAUUGACGACUUUACCGGCUGCUCCUGACGGAGACGGGGCGAAGCGCCCGCCACAGAUGACGGUUGCAGGCUGA
Cordyceps fumosorosea ARSEF 2679 is the source of this 990-nucleotide messenger RNA. RefSeq lists its product as hypothetical. Lineage: Eukaryota; Fungi; Ascomycota; Sordariomycetes; Hypocreales; Cordycipitaceae. The transcript has 2 exons. The record is from RefSeq and is a predicted model, not a curated record. Bases 1 to 990 code for a protein of 329 amino acids.